Messenger RNA from Parnassius apollo (apollo), 823 nucleotides. The record is from the annotation of a GenBank genome assembly. Lineage: Eukaryota; Metazoa; Arthropoda; Insecta; Lepidoptera; Papilionidae.
AAUGAUGCCACAACGACUAUUGAAAAUAAGGAAUUUUAAUAAACCACCUGAUUCAAGAGAUCAGAGAGAAUCAGAUGCUGUUUCUAACAAAGAAAUACUGAAUCUGUCUAAAGAAGUGAUAAACCAAGAAACUUUAGUUAUUAAAAAUGACAUACUGUACGUCACUCAACCCAAUCCUGAAGAGUCAGUGGCUACACAAUAUAAUUGUACUGAUAUGCUGUCUGUUACUCAAUCCAAUGUUGAAGAGCCAAGGGCGAUAACUUCUUAUUGUACUGACAUACUGUCUGUCACUCAAUCCAAUGCUGAAGAGCCAUUGGCUACAAAUUCUAACAGUACUGACAACUUUGAAGAAUCAGCUGAAGUGACAAAUAAAGAAAAUUCCGAUAAAAAUAAUGUCACAAAACCCAAUGUUGAAGAACCAUUGGCAACAAAUUCUUACUAUCCUGACAACGUUGUAGAAUCAGCCGAAGAUAAAGAUGUUACUGACCGAGGCCGUACUGACUCCUCAUGCUCAUCCUCAUCAAGUUCAUCUACAUCUUCAAGUGAAUCUAAUGAAAACCAAGAUCCCAUAUUUCCUGGAGUUAACUCUGAUGACAGCGUUAAGGAUCCGGAUUUUUCUUCAUCUUCAGAUACUUCAUGUAGUGACUCGGAAUCUAAUGAUAAUAUACAUACUUCUCCUGUGACUUCACCAUCGUUACUUGAAGGGGUGCAAUUGCCAAAAAACACUCGUAAAAGACAAAGAAAUGAAAAAAUUGGUUACGUGUUAAGGCAAAAAGACUCAGAAAUUCUGGGAAAUCUUAUGUUACAAAAACCAACAAAGUGA